Messenger RNA from Phaeodactylum tricornutum CCAP 1055/1, 1037 nucleotides. RefSeq lists its product with no specific name. NCBI's taxonomy places the organism in Eukaryota, Bacillariophyta, Bacillariophyceae, Surirellales, Neidiaceae. The record is from RefSeq and is a predicted model, not a curated record. The coding region runs from base 100 to 951 and encodes 283 amino acids. Gene Ontology annotation, molecular function: 5'-3' DNA helicase activity. The transcript is spliced from 3 exons.
UUCGAUAUUGUUAUUGUUGACGAAGCUGGUCAAAUAAGCCAGCCAGCAAUAAUCGGGGCUCUUCUUACAGCGGACUCAUUUGUUCUAGUGGGAGAUCACAUGCAGCUGCCGCCUCUUGUGAGCAGUGAUCUUGCGGAUAUGGGAGGAUUCGGGGAGUCGAUGUUAAAGCGUCUUGCUGAAAAGCACCCAGAUUCGGUUUGUCAGCUUACUUUCCAAUAUCGAAUGCAUGAGGACAUCUGUCAGCUUAGCAAUGAUAUUGUGUACGCAGGGAGUCUCAAAUGUGGAAACGAUGAUGUUAGGUAUCGUAAGUUAGAUUUACCUGGUUUCCCGGAAAACAUGGGGAAUAUCGGCGACGUUGCAACUAAUGCAUGGCUAAUGCGCUCGGUGGACCCUGAUUUUCCUGUUGUCUUUCUGGAUACGGACAAAAUUCGACUGGACCUAUCGUCAAAAGGCGAAGGAUUGGAAGCGCUCGAACGGACGUUACGCAACAGAGAUGGGGGCAGCAUUGUCAACUACGUCGAGGCCCGUAUCGUCCAGUUGAUUGUUGAAGGUUUUCUUUCCUGUGGUAUUGAGGCUCAGGCAGUGGGAGUGAUUUGUCCGUUCCGGGCUCAGCUCCGUGUCAUGGACGAGUGUGCUUCCCUGGCAAGCUGGAAGAGCAAAGGUCUUGAAAUGAGCACUAUCGAUCGAUAUCAAGGCCGAGACAAGCCAGUCGUUGUAGUCUCAUUUGUUCGAAGCAACGAGAAAGGCCGAGUCGGUCGCCUUCUACAAGACUUCAGGCGUCUGAAUGUGGCCAUAACACGAGCAAAGUGCAAGCUUGUGAUGGUGGGGUCGUUUACUACAUUGUAUGCUGGAAGCAACGUUUUAAAGCCCGUUUUGAACCGUAUGCGAAACAAAGACAAUGUUGUUUCGUUGUCACCUAAUGUCUUCACCACUAAUAUUGACAGUCAGUGAUACCGCUGGUUUCAUGAAAUUAAGCGUUCCCGUUCCAAAAAGCUAUCUAAAAUCAUUAUGUAGUAAGGAUCUGGUCAUUUUGUUCG